UAAGUGCCUCCUUACAUGGGGAGGAAGGGGCAACAGCAUUCCUCCAGUGAGAGGGUAAUAUUUUUGUUACCAUCAGCAAGUGCUUCCCAAGCGGCAUCAGGCUGGUCUGCCACCGCUUUGCGCUGUUUUAAUCUCUUGGGUAGGAAAUCAAACAGUAACGUUUGCGUGUGCCAGGAGAAGGCCCAGGCCACAGAGGCUAUGGCGGAACCAGCCUAUAUCAUACCGGCCUUUCGGCAGAGGAGUUCUGAGGAGACAGAGGAAUACCAGAGAGUGGCCACAAAGGUUGGCAAAGGACUGGCUGUGAUUCAGGAGGAGCUGCACAGGAUGAGGAUUGUUACCAAGGCUCAGGUGGAGAGUUUGGAGAUCCAGAGAGAGGCUCGGAGCAUGAGGAAGAGAAGAGUGGAUUUGUUAGAUGACAUCCCCAAGAUGCCAGACUUCCUGGUGGCGCUGCGGCCUCACACCGUGUGGGAGAAGACUCCGGUCAAACUCUUCUGCACCGUGGAGGGAAACCCCAGACCAAUUGUCAAAUGGUAUAAGGGAGGAGUGCCCGUCGACCCACUGAACGCUCCAGGAAAAUACAAGAUUGAAAACAAGUAUGGAGUCCACGGUUUGAUCAUCAGCAGGUGUAUGGUGAGUGAUACGGCUGAGUACAGCGCGGUGGCCACCAACCAGCACGGCACCGCCACCAGCAAGGCCACAAUCAUUGUCAAGAGACCUCAGGGAUUCUCAGAGUCCAGUCAUCUUGGACUGGUUCCUCAUCUGACUGACAUCCAUCCCAGUAAGCUGGAGGUCUCGCUGCUCGACCGUUUCCGUGUCAGCUUUGGUGUGGAGGGCGCCUUCACCCUGGUGUGUACCAUGGUGGUGGUGCCCGACCUCCCCAACAUCCCACCCUUCGUCCAGUGGUACAGAGACGAUAAACUGUUGAAAAACAGCAAGCUGGUAGAGAUGGCCGUGGGUGGAGGUUCUGCCCGUCUCACGCUGCCCCACCUAGCCAAAGAUGACGAGGGUCUUUACACCAUUCGCAUCUUUACCAAGGACGGUACAGCUGAGCACAGUGCCUACCUGUUCGUCUCAGAUGCCGCUCCCUCUGUAGCCGGGGCCCCUGGUGCGCCAAUGAGCGUCAAGGCCUAUGAUGUCAACCAGGACUACGUCUUGGUUGCCUGGAAACCCCCCAACACCGUCAACGAGGCGCCAAUCACCGGAUACUUCGUAGACCGCUGUGAGGCCGGCAGCGACACCUGGGUCCAGUGCAACGACUCCCCAGUGAAGGUUUGCAAAUAUCCGGCACAUGGGCUGAGCGUGGGCCACUCCUACCACUUCAGGGUCAGGGCUGUGAACAGCGCCGGCAUCAGCAGAGCGUCACGCAAGUCCGACAAAGUGACCACGCUGGACCCCGCGGAGAGUGAGAGGCUGCAAGUGAUUAAAAUAGGAGGGAAAUACGACAUAGUGAUCAAGGAUGAUGACCUGGAAGGCUACGUAACUCUGCCCGGGGAGCCCACCGAGGUGCAUGCUUCAGAGAUUUUCAGGUCUUAUGUUGUGCUGAGCUGGAAGCCCCCGACCCCCCGCGGACGGGCUCCGCUGUGGUACGUCAUCGAGAAGUGCUUAGCAGGCACUGGAGCUUGGCAGCGGAUCAACACGGCAGUCAAACUGCUCUCCCCCCGUUACCCGGUUUUCGAUUUGCAGGACGGGCAAAAGUACCAGUUCCGAGUGUAUUCAGUGAACAUGUACGGCUCCAGCGAGGCCUCGGUGCCCUCUGAGCCCGUCCAGAAGGUGGACAUGGACGGUGUUGAACACUCUGUCGGCGUUCCCUCUGCUCCUGGUCAGGUCGUUGCCACCAGGAACACCAAGUCCUCCGUCUUUGUCCAGUGGCAGGCGUCCAAACACGCCAAAAACAUCAUGGGAUAUUACAUCGACGCCCGCGUGGUGGGAUCGAAGGAGUGGUUCCCCUGCAACCACAAACCCUUCAGACACACCAGGUUCGUGGUCCACGGCCUGGUCCCAGGUGAGACCUACGUGUUCCGCGUCCAGGCUGUCAACGUCUACGGCCUCAGUGAGGAGUCGCAGGAGUCCUCCCCCAUCGCUGUGGAGCCGGCCCUCGGUGGGGGGGUGGAGUUUGCCACUCCCACUGCUCCCUAUGGAAUCAGCCUGCUGAGCAGUGACGGCUCCUCCAUGACCGUGGGCUGGAAGAGUCCCAAACACUGCGGCGGCUCCAAGGUCAACGCCUACUACAUCGACCACCGCAACGCCGACACCCUGGUCUGGAAGGAGGUGAACUUGGCACCAAUCACAGAGAGAGUUUACACCGUCCAGAACCUGACUGAGGGAACCUUCUACGAGUUCAAGGUCCAGGCUGCCAACAUGGCAGGUGUGGGUCUGCCAUCAGACCCCAGUGCACCAAUGAAAUGCGAGAAAUGGACUUUUGACGAGCCAGGCCCAGCUCAUGACCUGACCUUCAGUGAGGUCAGAGCUAACUCCCUGGUCCUCCUGUGGAAGGCCCCAGUCUACGCCGGUGCCAGUGUUGUCAGCGGAUACUUCGUGGACAUGGCCAAGAAGGGUUCUUCAGACUUUGUUACUCUGAACCAGGAAACUGUCAGCCACCGUUACCUGCAGGUGACGGGUUUGGAGGAGGGACAAAGCUACGUGUUCAGGGUCCGUGCCGUCAACGACAACGGUGUUGGAAAACCUUCUCUGGUCUCUGAGCCCGUCUGUGCCCGAGUUCUCCCAGGCACCAAAGAGAUCAUGGCUGGAGUGGAUGAGGAGACUGGGGACGUCUUCCUGUCCCUGGAGGCCUGUGAGGUCGCUGAGACCUCCACCUUCGAGUGGUCAAAGAACUACAAGCUCAUCGGCGACUGCCCCAGGGUCCAAGUGACGGCAAAGGGCAGAACCUCCAAGCUGACGUUCACCAACCCUGACAAGGAUGAUCUGGGCAGAUACUCUGUGGUGGUCACCGACACAGAUGGAGUCUCUGCCAGUCACACACUGACGGAGGACGCUCUGAACACCAUGCUGGAGCUCAGCCAUGCCAUCAGACACCCCAUCGUUCCUCUGAAACACGGCCUGAACUACGAAGUCCUGGAGAAAGGUCACGUGCGUUUCUGGGUGCAGGCCGUCAAACUGUCCUCCUCUGUCAACUACAGGUUCAUCGUGAACGACAAGGAAGUCGCUGCUGGAGAGGGUUAUAAGAUCAGUCAUGACGUGGGCACAGGAAUCAUCCAGAUGACGGUGGAACAGUUCACCAGAGCCAACGAAGGCACCUACACCGUCCAGAUCAACGACGGAAAGGCCAAGACCCAGAGCUCCCUGGUGCUGGUCGGAGACGUUUUUAAGGUCGCUCUGAGGGAGGCGGAGUUCCAGAGGAAGGAGCACAUCAGGAAGCAAGGUCCACAUUUCUCUGAGUACCUGUAUUUCACUGUCACUGAGGACUGCACUGUUCUGCUCACCUGCAAGGUUGCCAACGUCAAGAAGGAGACAACUUUCCACUGGUACAAAGAGGAAGACGAGAUUGUUCUGGAAACUCCUCCUAACGUCCUGUCCGGAGCCUGCGCUCUGCCCGUCCCUCUGUUCUCCAGAAAAGAUCAGGGCGUUUACAAGGCCGUGCUGGGUGACGACAGAGGAAAGGACACGUCUGUGAUCGACAUUUCAGGAAAAGUGUUUGAUGACAUCAUCAACGCCCUGGCCCAGAUCGCUGGUGCCUCUGCCUCUGACCUGGUGCUGCAGUGUACACCAGAGGGCAUCAGACUGCAGUGCUACAUGAGCUACUACACAGAGGAGAUGAAGACCGUGUGGAAGCACAAGGAGUCCAAGAUCGCCUCCUCUGAGAAGAUGAGGAUCGGUGGCACAGCGGAGAUGGCCUGGAUGCAGAUCUGUGACCCCACCGACAAGGAGAAGGGCAACUACACUAUGGAGAUCUCAGACGGGGUGAAGACUCACAUCAGGACCUUUGACCUCUCCGGACAAGCCUACACCGAAGCCUACGAGGAGUACCUGAGACUUAAGGCAGCUGCAUUUGCUGAAAAGAACCGCGGCAGAGUGCUGGGUGGUCUCCCUGACGUCGUCACCAUCAUGGAGCACAAGUCCCUGAGCCUGACCUGCACAGUGUGUGGCGAGCCGACCCCUGAGGUCACCUGGUUCAAGAACGAGCAGGAGGUUAUCUCCAACGAGCACACCAGGGUCACAUUUGACGGUGGCAAGUUUGCCAGCAUGGUCAUCAACCAGGUCACGCCCGAGGACUCUGGCAAGUACAGCAUCAACGUGCGGAACAAGUACGGCGGCGAGUUCGUGGAGAUCACCGUCAGCGUCUACAAGCACGGCGAGAAGAUCCCUGAGCCCAAACUGGGACAGCCCAAAAUGGCCACGCCCUGCGUUACUCCUGCAGCCACUCCCGCUCCCAAGUCCCCCGCUCCCCCGUCCAAGACCCCGACCCCUGCACCCUCCAAGUCCCAGACCCCAGCGCCGUCCACAAAGACCCCAACUCCAGCAUCCACCCCGGCUCCUAAGUCUCCAACCCCAACCCCCAGAUUUGGCGCCCAAGCCCCCAAAUCACCGACCCCAACCCAGAAAUCUCCAACCCCGGGCGGCAUGAAGUCCCCGACUCCAUCCAGGUUCAUGAAGUCUCCAACCCCCCCCAGGAAGUAAACGGGUGGAGGGGACGUCUGCCGUUAGCAUCGCUGAUUUAAAGCAUGUGAGUGAAACCAUAGAAAAAUAAAACAACUCUCAUUUAGACGUAGUCGCCGUGAACUGUCCCGCCGCCUCCUGAGACCAGAGCACCAACCAGAGAGAGCCUUUAUCGUUAACUUGUACUAACUGGUUCCACAGUAAACACAGGGCAGUCUGACAACAGAGGGACGUUCGCAGUGACUGCAGGGUAGAUGUUCUGUCACUUCAUGUCGUUCAACUGGCCACCGAGCAGAAAAAUGAAAGAAACCAAAAAUUUGCCGGAGGAGGGCGGAGGUCAAAGUUUAGUGUUUUAAGAGCCGAACCUUCCGCUACGCAAGAGUCGCGGAACGCCUGUGUUCAUUUCCUGUGGAUGUUAAAUUAUGAUUCUAGUGUUAAAUGUCUUAGAUCAAAUGAUGAGAACGUACUUACCCGGUGCUACUGAUGUGGUCAGAGAACACCGUCGUGGAGCUCCACUCCUGCUCUCUGACUCUGAGGGAACCUCAGCCUUAAAGUCUCUCAAACCUCAGACUCAAACCUUCAGAAUGAAGUGAAUUUAAUGUUUUGUUUUUUUUUUUGACAUUUCUCUGAAGUGUACGUCUGACAACAGCUCCUGAGUUUGUGUCUUCUCUGAUCUCAGCAGUCGUCCUGGUAGGUGCAGUGUCUAAACUGCAGGUAGCGCUGUAGCUGUUAGUUAGUUCAGUCCAAACCUGAUCUUGUGUAUUGUCCCUGGAACCAGGACUCUGUCCCCGUUUGAAGUCAAAUCUGUGCCACAGGUUUGACCCUCAGUCACAUGUUGUGAUGUGUCCCCAUCAGUGAUUUGUGAUGGCAUUAAACUUCACGUUUCAUCCUGA
Cynoglossus semilaevis (tongue sole) is the source of this 5507-nucleotide messenger RNA. RefSeq names its product myomesin 2a (gene myom2a). Gene Ontology annotation, molecular function: protein binding. NCBI's taxonomy places the organism in Eukaryota, Metazoa, Chordata, Actinopteri, Pleuronectiformes, Cynoglossidae. The record is from RefSeq and is a predicted model, not a curated record.